UUUAACACCUGUUUUAAUGGUAAGAGUAAUAAUAGUUUAUAAUAUAAUAGUUGAUUCCUCAUGUCAGGACUAUCGUAUAUAUGUGAUGAAUAUGGAUCUAACUCAGAAGAUAGCGAUACAGAUAAAGGCCAAGAAUUUGAUAGGCCUAAGUUACCUGCACCUAACUUAAGCAAAGUAGUAGUGGUGGCCUCUCACACACAUACAGACAAUCCAGAGCUUCAUGGUGGCAGGUCACGAUUGUUCCCUCAUGUUAGAGGAAACUGGGCCUCUUUUGUUUAUGUCAACUAUGAUCAAAUUGAUGCUGUUUGUAAUUUAAUUGAUAAAUUGGAAGAAGUUGUGGUAACAAAAAGUGAGUCAUGUCAUCGCUGUGAUGAUUUUCAUAUCAGUUUAUCUAGAACAUUUGUAUUGAAGUAUCAUUUUAUAUCAGCAUUCAGUUCCUCACUUCACAAAUGUCUUGCUAACACUGAAAGUUUUCAUCUUGGUUUUGGUGCAGUGAAAAUAUAUUGUAAUGAGGAUUGCUCAAGAACAUUUAUAUCUCUUGAAGUGGAUCCAUUUGCACAAAAACACUUACAAGAGAUAUCAAAUAAGGUUGAUCAAGUAUUGACAGAAUUUCAGUUGCCCCCAUUUUAUGAGAAUCCAUCAUUUCAUAUGAGCAUACUGUGGGUCAAUGGAGAUAAGAAGUUUGAACUUGAGAGUAUUCUGGAUGAAUUGAAUGAAAUCUUGUCUCAAGAGGUGGAAAAGUCUCUGCAUGCUGUAUUGGUAGAGACAAUUAAUUGCAAGAGUGGUAAUAAAUACUUUCAAUAUAAGUUGCGUUAAAUAUGGCUAUUCCAAACCAAACAAAUACAUUAUUUAACAUGAAUUCUCCAGAAAGUUGUAGAAAUAAAGUUUACAUAAACCCUAAUUUCAAUAGACCUCAAAGAAAUAUUCUACCAAGCAAUGGCUUUAUGCAUGUAAAUCCAAAUUUCCCACACUUAGUGUCAAACAUUCAGAACAGAAAUCAAAGUAAGAACAAGAUUUAUGUAAACCCUAACUUUAUAAAAAUCCAAGGCACUGGUGACCAAUGUAUGUCAGUUGCUGUUAAUCACGACAUUGGUUCUGUUCCAUGUUUAUACAAUAAGACACAGGGUCCAAACUUUCAACACUCUGUGGACGUCGAAGCAAAAGCUGUUUCACAGCCCGUGGCCCAUUCUCGGUACACUUUAGAUAGGCGUCAUGUAAUCGAAGCCUCUAUAAGAGAAUCAGUCCCAGAAAAAUCCAAUAAGACUUUCCAACUAAAUAAGUAUAAAACGGUUCAAUGGAAAGACGUUAAGAAUAAUCUAUGUGGCGAAAACAAUGUUAAAAAACAUACGACACAGGUACCCAUUUUUGAAGAGCAUUCUCACACUAACCAUGAAAAAAAUACUAGUAUAAAUAGAAGGAAAAAUAAAUUUAAACUUGUUAAUUACGAAAAUCCUGCGAAACAUGAAAAAUCUAAAAUAAACUUGGCCAAUAUUAAAAGAAAUUACAAAUCGAACCCAGUUAUUCAAACAAGAGUCAAGAAAAUAAAAGGAAAUUUAAAGAAAAAUAACAUACCCUGCCCCUCAUAUCGUAAAUUUGGAAAAUGUUUAAGAAGUCUACGUGGGAAUUGUGAUUUCCUGCAUGAUAAAAAGCAUAUCUCAAUUUGUCGAAAAUUUAUCAAAGGCCUAUGUCACGACAGUAACUGCCUAUUGUCUCACGACUUAACAACUAAGAAAAUGCCUACCUGUUACUUUUACUUACAAGGGACGUGUACUAAGGCAGAAUGCCCAUACUUACAUGUUAAGUUAAAUGAAAAGACAAAGAUAUGCCCAGAUUUUGUAAAGGGCUACUGUGAAAAAGGUAGUAAGUGUUUACAACGACAUGUGAAUGUUUCUACAAAUACGAAAAAUAAGCUCUCUUCCCAAAUAAAAGAACCAUUUAUGAAUAAACGUAAUCCGAAAAUAAUUAAAGGCAUUAAUAAGAUAGAACGACAACAGACCAAAGUGAUGCCGAAGAUGGAAAAAAGAAUUCUCAGUAGUGCUAAAUCGUUCGAAGAUGGAGAUGAAAAAUACUCUGAUCAUAAUAGAUACUACAAAGAACAGAAAGAGGACCAGUGUACUAAUGAAUCCUGUGAAAUAAAGCCCACUAGAUGUAAAUUAGGAACAUUACCCUCAUUCAUACAGUUAUAGUAUUUUUUAUAUUAUCAUGAAAAAAAAAACAAAAUUGUUUUUUCUGGGUUUCUGUAUUUUUUUCCAAUGGAAAGAUUUAACUAAAGAAGAAUUUAUAAUGCUUGAGUGAUGACAAGGAAAAUGACUUUAAAUAAGAUGGUAGGAGGACACUGUGAUAGUGUAAUAUUUUUGUACUGUUUUGUAAAAUUAAUCCAAUCUGUAUUGGGUUCAAUAAAAUAAAAUGUUUACCUAA
This is a messenger RNA of Helicoverpa zea (corn earworm), 2418 nucleotides long. Its product is annotated as U6 snRNA phosphodiesterase 1. Bases 61 to 816 code for a protein of 251 amino acids. Gene Ontology annotation, molecular function: 3'-5'-RNA exonuclease activity. The transcript has 5 exons. Gene Ontology annotation, biological process: U6 snRNA 3'-end processing. The record is from RefSeq and is a predicted model, not a curated record. NCBI's taxonomy places the organism in Eukaryota, Metazoa, Arthropoda, Insecta, Lepidoptera, Noctuidae. Gene Ontology annotation, cellular component: nucleus.